Pipistrellus nathusii (Nathusius's pipistrelle) is the source of this 903-nucleotide messenger RNA. The record is from the annotation of a GenBank genome assembly. Lineage: Eukaryota; Metazoa; Chordata; Mammalia; Chiroptera; Vespertilionidae.
AUGGCGGUGAACCAGAGCCACACGGAAAACCGCCGCAAGGCCUACAUCCCUUACGGCGAGAGUAUCUUGAAUCAGUGUAAUGAUGUGGACCUCUCCUUCCCAGAGCAUCCAUCAGGAUCCAAUCUCUUGCAUGGCACAAAGAGGGGAACGUUGCUUCUCACUUCAUACCGGGUGAUCUUCGUGACGUCAUAUUCCAUCAAUGAUCCCAUGCUUUCUUUUAUGAUGCCAUUUGAUCUGAUGAGUAACUGUUCCCUUGAACAGCCCCUCUUUGCCCCCAUCUACAUUCAAGGAACUGUUCAGGCGGCUCCAGAUGGUGGCUGGGAAGGACAGGCUACUUUUAAAUUAUCCUUCAGCAAAGGAGGUGCCAUCAAAUUUUUCCAGUUGAUGAUGAAAGCUGCCUCUGCUGCUGCCCAAGGAGCUCCACUUCAAAGUAUAACUUGCUGGUUUGCUGUUCCAAGACUGUGUAUCGUUAGUGGGCAAACGUCUAAUCCAGUUGUUGUUCAUGGGCCCCCACCACAAGGAUACGGAGUUCCACCAGCGGGAUACGCGCCCCCACCAGCGGGAUACGCACCCCCACCAGCGGGAUACGCACUCCCACCAAUGAGAUACACACCCCCACCAGCGGGAUACGCACCCCCACCUCCGGGGUACGCACCUCCACCAACAAGAUACGCACUCCCACCAGCGGGAUACACACCCCCUCCUCCGGGAUACGAAGCCCCUCCUCCGGGAUACGAAGCCCCUCCUCCAGGAUACGAAGCCCCUCCUCUGGGAUAUGAAGCUCCACCCUCUGGAAAUAGAACUGGGUCUCACAGUUUUGUGGCAGCCCAGCCUGAUGGAUAUGCUGCUUCUCUUCCUUCCACCUCAUCUCCUCAGCACCAUUCACCACCUUCUAAGAACUAA